AUGCCAUUAAUACAAGUCACUUAUUCUCCAAGCAAUAGGUCUUGCUGUAGGAAUUGUUAUGAGAAGAUUGCUGAAAAUACUAUAAGGAUAGGGUAUUACGUGAAGAAGGGAGGUACUUUAAAUUAGUUUAUUUUAGGAGGUUAUACAAACAUCCAAUGGUAUCACGAGAAAUGUUUCACUAAAGCCAACUUAUGGGGAGUUACUGAUAUUGAAUUGACAGGAUUAGAGGAAUUGAGUGGGCAAGAUAGAUUGAGAAUAAAAGAGAAAUUUGAGGCUAUUCAAAGUAAGAAAAAUCCUGUAAAAUUUUGA
Messenger RNA from Paramecium octaurelia, 309 nucleotides. Lineage: Eukaryota; Ciliophora; Oligohymenophorea; Peniculida; Parameciidae. The record is from the annotation of a GenBank genome assembly.